AUGGACCAUAAUUUAAGCCAAGAUAACUCGAACUCAAAUACAGAACCAACUCAAGAAACAUUAGAUAUUUCAGAUUUAACUGUUUACGAAUCAAAUAUUCAAAAUAAUAAUAAUAAUAAUAAUAAUAAUAAUAAUAAUAAUAAUAAUAAUAAUAAUAAUAAUAAAAAUAAUAAUAAUAAUAAUAAUAAUAGUUUAGUUGAAGAAAAAAUAAAUAAUAAAAUUGAAUGUCCUGUCUGGGUAUCAUCAGUUGACAAAAAAAGAAAUGAUCAUUUAUUAUUUUAUCAACAUGGAAAUAAUGACUCAUUUCUAGUUAAUCUUGAAGAAUAUAAUUUUGUUGGAUUUGGUAGAUCUACAAGUCUUUGUAAUUAUGUUUUAACACACCCAACAAUAUCAAGAAAACAUGCAUUAAUUGCACAUGACUCAGAAGGUAGACUUCAAAUACUGGAUCUAAAUUCAUUACAUGGUACAUAUAUUGAUAGUAAAAGAAUUCAACCAUCAAUACCAACAACUUUAAAUGGCGGUGAAAGAAUUCAUUUAGGACAAGACACAAGUUAUUUUAUAGUUUCUCAAAGAAACAGUUACAAUCAACAAAUUGCAAAAUCCCUAUUAUCAAAAAGUUUACAAAUUUUUGAAAACAAUAGUAAUGUCAACAUUGGUAAUAGUGAAAAAUCAAUUCAAGAAUAUAAUGAUCAAUUAGUAUCAUUUUUCACUCACUUAAAUAAAACCUACCGACUUGAUAAAGAUGUCGAAGGAAUUAGACCAAUAAUUGAUCAAUUAAAAAUUUAUAAUUCAACAUCAAAUGAUUUUAAUAUUAAACAAUAUAAAAGUAAUAGUAAUAAUAAUAAUAAUAAUAAUAAUAAUAAUAAUAAUAAUAAUAAUAAUAAUAAUAAUAAUAAUAAUAAUAAUAAUAAUAAUAAUAAUAAUAAUAAUAAUAAUAAUAAUAAUAAUAAUAAUAAUAAUAAUAAUAGUAAUAAAAGUGUACUUGGUAAAAGAGUUGGCAGUGGUGGUAGUAAAAAUAUAAAAUUCAAUCAAACAGUUCAAAAAAUGGUUUACUAUAAUCAAGAACAAAUCAUUGAAAAUCCAUCAUUGGUCAAUGCUGUUUCCACUUUUUCUCAAAUUUCAAUCAAUGACUCCCUUCCAUACCAAUCAGUUACAAUUCAAUCAUCCCCAAUAAAAAAGAAAUAUUCAACCACUUUACCAGAUCCUAAAAAUUAUUACCCUUUAUUCCAAGAAAAAGAACAACAUAAUAAUGAAGAUGGAAAUCAAUUAAUAAUAAUAGAUGAUGAUGAUGAUGAUAAUGAUGAUGAUACAAUAGUUUCUUCACCAACUAAAAAACUCAAGUCAUCACCAAUAACUACCACCACUACCACAACCACAACCACCACAACUAUAAAAUUUGAACUUCCACAACCACUCCAAAUUAAAGAUCUCUUAAAUGAUUUUGGGUUUAAUAAUAACUCCUGUAAUAAUAAUGUUAAUAAUAAUAAUAACAAUUUAAAAGAAAGUAGUAUUAUCGCCAACGAUAAUGAUGACGAUGAUGGAUUCCCUCCAAGUAGUUUAGAUUCAACUGAAAGUGAUUCAAGUCCACCAUGCAAUUUCAAUCUCGUCCAAUUGUCAUCCCCACCAAGUGAUGAUUGUAAUUACCUACCAACUUCGCCAUCAACAACUGCUGCAUACUGA
Messenger RNA from Dictyostelium discoideum AX4, 1680 nucleotides. RefSeq lists its product as hypothetical. The transcript has 2 exons. The record is from RefSeq and is a predicted model, not a curated record. Lineage: Eukaryota; Evosea; Eumycetozoa; Dictyosteliales; Dictyosteliaceae. Bases 1 to 1680 code for a protein of 559 amino acids.